AUGCAUUCAAAGAUUUUACUUCUCGCCGCUACAUUAGCCGUAGCUGCGGCGCAAUCUCAAGAAAGCCAUAGUCACAGCCACGGUCACGCUUAUUCAUCGCAAAAAAUAGUAGUGCACCACACCCAUCAUGAGCCGAAGCACCACGAACCGAAGCACCAUGAACAUAAAGAGCAUAAACAUGAACAGCAGUCUUCCGGUCAACAAGGGCACCACGAACAACACGCGGCUUUCUCUUCACAGCAGAUCCAUCGUCAUGAUGUGCCUUCCAAAGCUCCUGCUGAUCACUAUGAAUACUACAGUCACCCUAAGUACGAGUUCGAAUACAAAGUUGAGGACCACCACACCAAGGACAUCAAGUCGCAACAUGAGUCCCGUGACGGUGACGUGGUAAAGGGCUACUAUUCCCUGCACGAGCCCGACGGCACCGUCAGGAUUGUCCACUACAGUGCCGACAAAAAGAGCGGAUUCAACGCGCACGUCGAGCGCAAGGGUCACGCCAUACAUGAAUACCACCACCACCAUUGA
Messenger RNA from Hyposmocoma kahamanoa, 525 nucleotides. Its product is annotated as histidine-rich glycoprotein-like. Gene Ontology annotation, cellular component: extracellular matrix. Lineage: Eukaryota; Metazoa; Arthropoda; Insecta; Lepidoptera; Cosmopterigidae. Bases 1 to 525 code for a protein of 174 amino acids. The record is from RefSeq and is a predicted model, not a curated record. The transcript is spliced from 3 exons.